This is a messenger RNA of Venustampulla echinocandica, 867 nucleotides long. RefSeq lists its product as uncharacterized. Bases 1 to 867 code for a protein of 288 amino acids. Lineage: Eukaryota; Fungi; Ascomycota; Leotiomycetes; Helotiales; Pleuroascaceae. The record is from RefSeq and is a predicted model, not a curated record. The transcript has 2 exons.
AUGGGCGAUCCAAAUCACCCCUAUCAACUUGAAGCCUUCAACAUUUUCCAAACGGCAUGGCUGGACCUGCAAUAUGGCCAGCACACUGCAUCACCGCCAGUCUUACAUGAUAUUGCGAACCAGGCUGCCGACAGGCUUGCAGCCGCAACAGAAGCUGCAGAAAACCCAGGAUCUUUUCUCUAUAGCGCCUUGUCAGCUAUCGUGGAUCAUGGAUCUCAAUCCCCCGCAUCUUUAGACCUGAUGCUACAGACUUACACACAAGCCGCAAAACAGCUUCCCGCUUCGGUAUCCGGCGGCUACGGCAAAGGCAUGGAUGCAGCAAUGGGAGAGCUCAACUGGUGGAUUGCAGAAGAAGCUGAUCUAUUCAGCCCCCCCUUACAAUUUACACAAGAAACACCAGGCCAAUCAUCCACAUGCGACUCCUCGAAUCCCCAGUUCCAAGAAAGGGAUGUCAAAGAUCGCCAAGCUGACGUUCUCGACAGAACCCAAGAAUGGAGAAAAGAACGCGUGAGAUGGACGCUGAUGUCUGCAGCAAUGGGUCGUUGCUACGCCCUGGACUUAGUGAGAGCGAACGAGGGUAAGAACGCCACUGCGCAGGUGGAUGGGGCAUUGGAUAUCGAGGGAGCCGGUUGGAGCGAGGCGCAGUUUGUUGGCGCCACGGUCAUGCUGAGAGCUUGUGCUAAGUCGUUGGGUGUGGAGACUAUUAAGGUAUCUGAAUGGGUAGAGAAACUGGAAGCUCUUUUGUGGCGUGAGCAUGUCAGUUUCACUGUUAAAUCACAUUCUGAGCUUCUGUUGAGGAACCUCAGGGGGGGACCAUAUGAUGAGACGAGUGAACAGCUUUUCCAAAUGAAAGAUUGGUUAUUUUAG